Lepidothrix coronata (blue-crowned manakin) is the source of this 1338-nucleotide messenger RNA. RefSeq names its product interleukin 10 receptor subunit beta (gene IL10RB). Bases 1 to 981 code for a protein of 326 amino acids. The transcript is spliced from 6 exons. The record is from RefSeq and is a predicted model, not a curated record. NCBI's taxonomy places the organism in Eukaryota, Metazoa, Chordata, Aves, Passeriformes, Pipridae. Gene Ontology annotation, molecular function: interleukin-10 receptor activity; protein binding.
AUGCAUAUCUUGGAGACAGCUCUGAACAGGUCCCCACUGGACAGCAGUGCCCUGCACAGUGGUUUGGCUGAGUAUUUGCAGGCUCCUCUGAUCACUCCUGUCUGCGUCGUUCUCCCGGGAGACACGUUCGAGCUGCUGCGGAGCGGGCUGAGGGCCACACACUGCGACGUGUCCUGGCUCUGGGAGUACGGCAACUACACCCUGCAGCUGCGGGCCCAGGCGGGGCAGGGCCACUCGCCCUGGGUCACCCUCAGCUUCAGCCCCAUGCACGACACAGUGAUUGGGCCCCCUGAAGUGAAGGUGGAGUCGGAGUCUGGGGCCCUGCACGUGGAUUUCUCGGGCCCCUUUGCUGAGCACAAGCAGGACAGGUGGUCUCUGAGGCAGUACUACGGCUCGUGGGGCUACAGGAUCCUGUACUGGAAGAAAGGCAGCACUACAGACCCCACCUCUGCUUCCAGGGUCUCCCAGGUAGAUACCCAACACAACUCUGAAAUCCUGUCCCAGCUGGAGCCAUGGACAUGUUACUGUGUCCAAGUGCAGGCGGUGAUUCCCGACUGGAACAAGAUAGGGGAGCUGAGCAGGGAGCUGUGUGAGAAGACAACCCACAAUGGUGUCACUCCGGUGUGGGUGGUUGUGACAGUGCUCAUUGGAUCCAUGCUGGCCGUGGCCACAGCGGUCCUUCUCUGUUUCUUCUCCUUUUUUUACCUCAUCCGACUCACCAAGCAUGUUUUCUGCCCUUCAUAUGUUUUCCCACAACACUUGAAAGAGUUCUUGAGCAAACCUCCCACUGCUCCACAGUCCUUCUCUCCACUUCCACAAGAAGAACAUCUUAUUUGUGACAAGCUGACUGUCAUUCCAGGAGAUUCCCAAAAUCCCAGGGAUGAGGCUGAGGAUGAGGCCAACGAGACACCAGAGCACCCCCCGGGCUCUGAACAAGGAGAUUCCGACUCAGGAGUAGGAACAGCUUCAGGGGAGACCUAAAUGCUUCCUUGGAGAAGGAAAACAAAGGCACUGUUGGGUUUAUCUCCUUAUUGCUGCUUUCUUCAGACAGUAAAAAUCCAUAGACAAAGGUGUGGGCACAGACUUUUGACAGAAUCAUUUUAUUUUUUCUAAAGUACAAGAAACUUGGCUGUAAAUGAGGAACUAAACAAUAUACAAUCAUUGCCACUGCUGGUUGUGGCUCCCUAAGGAGUUGUGGCAAUACCUGACACUGAUUAUGACAUUAAAAAGCAAUUUUCAUAUAUAUAUAUAUAUAUAUAAAGUACUAGUUAACUCUGAUGAACUAUUUAUUGCAAAAACUAAGCAAAAUAUUUGUAAAAGAAAAGCAUAUUUUGUAAA